This is a messenger RNA of Diabrotica balteata, 6036 nucleotides long. The record is from the annotation of a GenBank genome assembly. NCBI's taxonomy places the organism in Eukaryota, Metazoa, Arthropoda, Insecta, Coleoptera, Chrysomelidae.
GCCAUAUUUGAAAAAGUAAAACUUCAAAACCAUUUUCAACAAAAGGGAAGGAGAUUCUUUUUAUUAAACAGCAAAUACUCAAUUUAAAUACUGCGUUUUCAAUGUGCAUAAUGACAUUGUGAAUUGCUUUAAGAAGAAAUAGGUCACGUAAAAUAAUCGAUAUUUUUUGUACUUAUUCCUAAACCAAAACAAUGGAAGCCCUUAUUCCAGUUAUUAACAAACUGCAAGAUGUAUUUAACACUGUUGGCUCAGACGCUAUCCAUUUACCUCAAAUCAUAGUUUUAGGAUCACAGAGUUCCGGAAAAAGUUCUGUUAUUGAGAGUUUAGUAGGAAAGUCCUUUCUUCCCCGAGGUACUGGUAUCGUUACCAGAAGACCUUUAGUGCUUCAGUUAGUAUAUUGUCCCAAAGAAGAUAGAGAACAUAGAAGUGCUAUUGAUGGAACUGUGGAACUUGAUGACUGGGGAAUAUUCCUUCAUGCCAAAGAUAAGAUUUUUAGAGAUUUUGAUAAAAUUAGAGUUGAAAUUGAGGAAGAAACCAGCCGUAUGGCUGGCAAUAACAAAGGAAUAUGCCCAGAACCAAUUAAUCUAAAAAUAUACUCAACAAGAGUUGUUAAUUUGACGUUAGUGGAUCUACCAGGAAUUACAAAGGUUCCCGUAGGUGACCAACCACCAGAUAUAGAGCAACAAAUAAGGGAAUUGGUGUUGAAAUAUAUUGCAAAUCCUAACUCUAUUAUUUUAGCUGUAGUUACUGCAAAUACUGAUAUGGCCACAUCAGAAAGUUUAGCUAUAGCCAAAGAUGUAGAUCCUGAUGGCAGAAGGACACUGGCUGUUGUAACAAAGUUAGAUCUUAUGGAUGCUGGAACUGAUGCUAUAGACAUCCUAUGUGGGAGGGUUAUACCUGUAAAAUUAGGAAUCAUCGGAGUGGUUAAUAGAUCUCAACAGGAUAUUAUGAACAAUAAGUCCAUUAAGGACUCUUUAAAAGAUGAGGCUACAUACUUGCAAAGUAAAUAUCCCACUUUGGCUGGUAGAAAUGGAACACCAUAUUUAGCUAAGACAUUGAACAGGUUGUUGAUGCAUCAUAUAAGAGACUGUUUACCAGACUUAAAGACUAGAGUCAAUCUGAUGAUGUCUCAAUAUCAAUCCUUAUUAAGUUCCUAUGGAGAAGAUAUAUCCGACAAAAGCAAAACAUUGUUGCAAAUUAUCACAAAAUUCGCAUCUGCGUAUUGUUCGACCAUAGAAGGAACGGCUAGAAAUAUAGAGACUACUGAACUAUGUGGUGGAGCUAGAAUAUGCUACAUAUUCCAUGAAACUUUUGGAAGAACUUUAGACUCAAUUCAUCCGUUAGCAGGACUUACAAAAAUGGAUAUCUUGACAGCAAUAAGGAAUGCGAAUGGACCACGUCCAGCACUGUUUGUACCAGAAGUUUCGUUCGAGUUGUUAGUUAAACGACAGAUAAGACGAUUAGAGGAACCGUCGCUGCGUUGUGUGGAACUGAUCCAUGAAGAAAUGCAACGGAUUAUACAGCACUGCGGUAACGAAGUUCAACAAGAAAUGCUCAGAUUUCCGAAACUCUACGAAAAAAUAGUUGACGUCGUCACGCAGCUUCUAAGGCGUCGCCUUCCCACAACUAACUCAAUGGUAGAGAAUCUUGUUGCAAUUGAACUGGCUUAUAUUAAUACGAAGCAUCCAGAUUUUUACAAAGACAUCCAAGUAGUUCCCACAGUGAUUAAGUCGACUGGAGAGAGCGGAAAUAGACCAUCCCGUCCUAAAAGCAUGUUCGGGAAACCAGAUUCACAGGAGUUGAGACCGGUAGCUGAACCGGAAGAAAGAGGAGAUUUCAUCAACGAUUUGUUGAGAAUUUUGCCUCUUACUAGCUAUAACGAAUUUAUGUCUGUAAUCAAGGCCAGAUCCUCAAGCAACCCUCACCUGAACAACGACGAUGACAAACCUUGGGCCGUCAAUGCAAGUGCGAACGGUAAAGAAAACGACUUUAAUCAUGUGAACAACAUACCGCACUCAGCUGAAAAUGAAUUAAAAAAUAUAUUGAGUCCCGAAAAACCUGUUAAUUUAUUACCGCAGGUGCCGGUAAAUAGCAGUAGCUUUAGAAAAUUAUCCGAACACGAAGAGCACGAUUGUGAAAUUAUUGAACGACUGAUAAAAUCCUACUUUUACAUAGUCAGGAAAUCAAUUCAGGAUACAGUUCCAAAAGCAGUUAUGCAUUUUCUAGUAAAUUUCGUUAAAGAUAACUUGCAGUCUGAGUUAGUUACGCAUCUAUAUAAGGCCGACAAUGCGGAUCAGCUAUUGGACGAGUCUGAACAUAUUGCCCAAAGGAGACGGGAAGCGGGAGAUAUGUUGAAGGCGCUCCAAAGAGCCUCACACAUAAUAAGUGAAAUUCGUGAGACGCAUAUGUGGUAAUCGAAACAAGAAAAUCGUAGUGGUAAGGAAACAUAAUAGUGAAGUGUCAUGUGACUAGUCGUGAUUUUUCAUACAUCAAAAUAAUCUAAAUACACGUUAUCAUUGUUGUAUAAGUGCCCAAAACUUGUUAAGAUUGUCUGCUGUCAAAACCUAAGGUGGCAUGAUUGGAUAUUAUUUGAGAGAUAUUAAAUAUUUUAAAGCUUAAACGAUAUUAAUAGUCCAUUUUGUUUGUUAAUAUUCUGUGUAAUAGUUAUUUUUUACUUACUUAGAGUGGUUCAUAGCGGAUUUCAAUUAUAUUUGUAAAAGUGCAUUUGUAUAAGUGCCACUCUAAAAAUACUUGUACAUGGCUCCCGCAAAUGUUUUAGCCACUGGAGCAAUAAUUUUACUACAUAACAAUUUGUUUAAUCGAUUGGUUCUCAUUGUUUAUGAAUCUUUCUGUGUAGAAACAAUUAUUUUUUGUUUAGACCACACUAUUCUACUUCAAGAAGUUUUUUUACAGAUAUACUCUUAAAAGUAGUUUUGUGCAAAUUGAUUUAAAACAAAAGCAAAAUAAUUUAUAGAAAAAACAUAUUAAACACUCCCUAGACUUAAUGACGUUACCUCUAGUGAUCACAAACUCUUCGGAGACAUAUAUGCACACAUUUUGGAAGGUAUUGGACGUUUUAGAACGAUUCAUUUAUAUACGAGGGCGGUUCGAUAAGUACGUAGCCUACAUAAGAAAAACGAAAAUUUUUGAGAAGUGGCGAUUUAUUUCUAAACAUAGACUCCAAACCCACCUGUGCUCCAACUUCUUUAACACGUCUGAAAAAUAGGUCUCCGUUGCAGUUAUGACCUAGUAAUUGGACUUAAAUGUUGCCUGACGAGUGACUUUCUUAAGUUUGGAAACAAAAAUAAGUCUCACGGGGCCAAGUCUGGAGAAUACCGUUGAUGGGGCUGCAGUUCGUUGCAGAAUUCGACCAAUUUGGCCAUGCUGGUGACGGGGGUGCUUUGCCAUGACGAAAGAGCACUUUUCUUUGCCAAAUGGGGUCUUGUUCUUCUGCAAUUCGGCGUCGAAUUGAUCCAAUAAUUCGGAAUAGUAGAGCCAUGUGACUAUUUCGGCCUAUUGCGAGGAGUCGAUGUAGAUGAUACCUUGUGAAUUCCAGGAAACGAUGGCCAUCACCUUUCUUGUCGAUAGGACAGUGUUCAUCUUCUUGGGAACACAUUCGCCGGGUGAAGUCCAGUGUUUGUCGUCUGUCUUGGUCGUCUGAUGUAUACCAAUGGAUCCAAUUUUUGUCGACGGCUACGAAACGAUGCAAAAACUCUUUCGGAUUGCGCUUAACCAGCGCCAAACAUUGGUUUGAAGUGGUCUCAAUCGCCUACAGCGAUUUUGUCAUGUCCAAAAUUUCAUGCAGCUUCAAUCGGUGGUUUGCCACAACUAUAUCGUGAAUUUGUGUCAGGUAUUUUUCGUGGUAGCCGUUUUAGGGGCAUCUGGGCGUGACUCUGCGAAAAUGCGACAUGCGACUAUGUUGAAACUCGUUAAAUCAAUUUUUACGGCCGCCAUUGAAGAGAAGGGUCACCGUGUACCGUAUCCAGACGCUCUUUGAUUUCGCUGUGCCAUUUCUUUUCCAAACAAAAUAAUCGAUUCACUGACCGAUAUUGCUCUUUUUCCAUUUUUUUUUAAUCCGUAGGCAGGUCCACUUCCACAUGAGGUAAAAUCAAAAUUACGAGUUCUAUUCGGCUGAAAUUUUGAUAUUAGCCGUCUAUAAAGUCCACGAUAAUAAAUUUAUUUUGUGGUAGUAGAACUACAGGCAAUGAGGCUAAGUACUUAUUGGACCGCUGUCAUAUAUGUAUAUAUUUUAAAAUGUGUCCGUUUUGUUCAGGUAACAUAUCUUAUAACAAAUGACGUAUUAAACAUUCUAUUAAGUUAUUCAAAAUAUCAAAAAGGCCUUUGGUUUUGUGGUUAUACAGUCUGCCUAUAUCCUCAAUGUUUUUUUUCUUAAUUUUCACUGUUAGAAUAUCUCUUAAACACCCUGUUAUGUUGAUAUUAGAUAUUUUAGACUUUGUUAGAAACUGCAACAGUUUUAUUAAAUAAUUGAGUGCUUUCUCAUCUCAGCGGAUAAUAUAAUACUGGUAAAGUGUUAAAUGGGCAAUACAUAAUCGAGAGAUGUUAAAUAUAGUUUAUUUUGGUAUGAAGAAAUAUGUAAAUGUGAAGUUUUUCAUUUAUGCAGUAUGGUUUUUUUUUAUUUCUUAAGUUCUCUUAAAGUGCAACCAAAUCAAAAGGCAGUUGGCUACUUCAAUUACAAACUCUUUUCUGUCUUCAGCUGUUCCUAUUAGCCGUCUAAAAUUUAGCCCUGUCCAUUGUCGGAUGUUUCUUAACCACCACAGUAUUUUUCUUCCUAGUCCUGUUUCCCUUGAUCUUUUUUCACUAUUACUUAUUGAAACAAUAUUGUUUAAUAUUUCUUAGUAUGUGAUCUAGGUAUGAUGUUUUCCUAACCUUUACUCUUAAAAAGUUUUCGGUCCUUUUCUAAUCUAUGCAGCCCUUCUUUUACGUAUGCGAUGUCCAUGAAAUUUUGAGGAUCCUCUGAUAGAUCCACAUUUCAAAGUCCUAAAAUUGUUCAUUUAAUUUAAAAUAUAAUUUAAAAAUUCAUUUACAGUUAAUGUUUAAGGGUCCACAUUUGGUACUGCAUAGAAAAGAGUCAACCAGAUGUAGCAUUUUGAUAAACGUUGACUUAUGCUAAACGCUGCACUCGUUGACUUAUGCUAAAUUGUGCCCAUUUAUUGUGAAGUUUGCGAUAUAUUUUGAUUUUUUCAGAUUGACUUUGGAUCACUAUAGUGUUCUUAACGUUUAUUUUCAUACUGAAUUGCUCACACACCGGGUUGGUCCUCUUGAUGAAUCGUUGUAGAUCCAAGUCGACAUUCGCAAUCAACACAGUUUCUAAACUGCAUUUAAUUAUUUGUGUAGUCCAUUUUUCGUUAUAUAAACUUUGUUUAAUGCUUCAACAAUGAUUCUACUACUACUUAUUUGGACUACAGGUUUGUAAGAUCCUCAAAAUGUAUCCUUUAAUUUUCUUUUCAUUUGGAUCGAGACUUUUUUCAGUCGCAAUUUAAGAUUUAAAAGUAGAUAAAAUACAGGGGAGCCAUAUUUGGUUAAUAAGAAGGAUGUUUUAAUAGUUAAUACUUAAUUCUUUUGCUUCAUGAUCGUAUACAUCGUCUCAGUAAAAGAGAUAUUUAGAAAUUUAGGCUUAUUGUCUCUAGUUACUUCAUUUUAACAUGACGUAAAUACUUUCAAUGUAGAAAGAUAUGAAGUAAUAACUAAUGACAGGUGACAAUUGACGAACUGCGAUUCGAUAAAGGUUAAAUUGUAAUGUGGCAAUAUACGAAAUGUGACUUAAAACGAAAUUUUUUCGCCUUUAUAGUGAUAAUUUGUUCUUUUAACACUUUUUCAAUACGUAUUGUACGCCGAUGUUAUAGGAAUUUUUUGUUACAAGUUUUUUUAUGAUACGUUCAUGCAUUUUAUUUAAUCAGUAACUAAUUUAUAUCGCCCCUAUUGUAUUUCUCGUAGAAAUUUUUGCGUACUGUUGAUAGUAUUUUUCUUAAGUGAUUUAGUCAUGUUUGAGUUUAAAAAUAAUAAUCUUUCGAUAUU